Aspergillus chevalieri is the source of this 1014-nucleotide messenger RNA. RefSeq lists its product as uncharacterized. The coding region runs from base 1 to 1014 and encodes 337 amino acids. The record is from RefSeq and is a predicted model, not a curated record. The transcript has 6 exons. Lineage: Eukaryota; Fungi; Ascomycota; Eurotiomycetes; Eurotiales; Aspergillaceae.
AUGUGCCACCAUGCAUUAGCGCUGUGGACCGCUAAUCGGGUGAUCUGGCGUCGGGCUUACCAUGGUUGGUUGUUACCAAUUGUCAACAACAAGCGCAAGGCCGCUGCCGAAAAGGCGGUUGCUACCAAGGCUGCCAAACGAGCCCAGAAAGGAGCCAAGCACCCCCCAACAACCACCACCGUCACCACUUCGAAUCCCACCCCCGCUGCCAAUGCAAACCUUGAUGCUGCCGUGAGGCGGCGUGGUGUGAUGAAACAGCUCUGUGAUUGUGAACAGCACAAAGGUCUGAAUGAGUUCGAGCAAUUUCCAAUUUCUGGCGAUGUGGUAAGUGGUAGUUUUGGUCUUCUGGUAAUGAAUAGUGGUGACAAUGGUCAGUUGAUUCCCGCGUGCGCUUUCCGAUGCCCCUACUGCACCUACGCCUGUUCCUCCAAAGGGCACAAGGGGUCAACGGUCAGAAAACAUGUCAGAAAUAUGCACAUCAAAACCGGGCACUACCCAUCGCUUCAAAUGGCGCAGGGCUCCUCUGGCCACCCGCACCACCGCUUGGAAAAAGUUGUUGAUCUCCCCCCCGCCGACGAGAGUGAGUUCUCUGCUUCUGCCGCCCCGGCUGUGUCUGGUCCCAUGGUCCCUUUUAGCGCCCCUGUUGUCACGUCUGGUCCCGCGUCUUCCUCUUCAUCUAAUAACAAUGGCAACCAGGUUUCCCGUUCUGCUUCUGUGUCUUCUGCCUCAGCCCGGCCUCCCACUGAUUAUGACAAUGAUGAGUCUGAUGGCUUUGUGUCUGAACCUCCCGCCAGCUGUACCACCCCCGCCCGGCGCCAGCCCACCAACAACCAGCGGCCUCCCAGCAGUAACCAGCGCGCUACCACCACUGCCAAGCGGCCUCUCACUGGCCAUCGGCCGGCUACCCGCUCCCAACAUGAUGGCCCAGUGGAGGAGCACAUUGACCCUAGUCCUGAGGAGGCUGCAGCUGAAGCGCAAGAUGCUGAUGACCUUUUCUAUCAGCAUCAGCGUUGA